Molecule: messenger RNA, 901 nt
Organism: Capsella rubella
Lineage: Eukaryota; Viridiplantae; Streptophyta; Magnoliopsida; Brassicales; Brassicaceae
Product: HVA22-like protein c
Exons: 5
Coding region: 136-690 (184 amino acids)
Source: RefSeq, a predicted model, not a curated record
GUCUCUCUGUAAGUGAAACCUGGCCUCCACUUUUGUUUAAGUUUUGUUUCUACUUCUACAGUAAGAGAAAGAGAGAGAGAAAAAAAGAAAAAAAAGCUUAAGAAAUUGGAAGAAACUGGAGAGUGGAGAGUAACAAUGCCUUCAAAUUCUGGAGAUGAUAAUGUUCUUCAAGUUCUCAUCAAGAACUUUGAUGUCCUUGCUCUCCCACUGGUCACUCUUGUCUACCCUCUAUAUGCAUCAGUGAAAGCAAUAGAGACAAGAUCAUUACCAGAAGACGAGCAAUGGCUCACUUACUGGGUUCUUUAUGCUCUCCUCUCUCUCUUUGAACUCACUUUCUCCAAACCUCUCGAGUGGUUUCCGAUAUGGCCAUACAUGAAGCUGUUUGGGAUAUGCUGGCUAGUGCUACCACAGUUUAACGGAGCAGAACAUGUUUACAAACAUUUCGUAAGACCCUUCUACAGAGACCCUCAAAGAGCUACCACCAAGAUUUGGUAUGUUCCUCACAAGAAAUUCAAUUUUUUCCCUAAACGUGACGACGAUGACAUCCUCACUGCUGCUGAGAAAUACAUGGAACAACACGGUACCGAGGCUUUCGAGCGAAUGAUCGUUAGGAAGGAUAGUUAUGAAAGAGGGAGGAGUACUAGAGGAAGCAAUAAUUACAUGAUCUUUGAUGAUGACUAUAGGUACUGAAGUCGCCAUGUUACAUGAGUCUUGAUCUCGGUCAUGAUCUUAAACUGGUGUAGCUACUCUCAGUUUAUAAGCUUCGCUAUGUGACUAUAUAAUACUCUCUGUCGCUAUGUUAAUUUUUUUUCUAUAAGUUGCCAGGAUUAUGUAUAAGCUCUAUGUAGUAGCAAGUUCGUAACAUGUUCUCUUAAUAAUCAAACGCUAUUUUUACUAGAUU